Messenger RNA from Cladophialophora psammophila CBS 110553, 663 nucleotides. RefSeq names its product succinate dehydrogenase (ubiquinone) membrane anchor subunit. The record is from RefSeq and is a predicted model, not a curated record. Gene Ontology annotation, molecular function: ubiquinone binding; heme binding. Gene Ontology annotation, cellular component: membrane; mitochondrial envelope. NCBI's taxonomy places the organism in Eukaryota, Fungi, Ascomycota, Eurotiomycetes, Chaetothyriales, Herpotrichiellaceae. Gene Ontology annotation, biological process: tricarboxylic acid cycle; mitochondrial electron transport, succinate to ubiquinone. Bases 1 to 663 code for a protein of 220 amino acids. The transcript is spliced from 2 exons.
AUGGCGGCAGCUUCGAAGACAGCCAUGCUUCGACAAGCACAAGUCCUGUCAGCGUCCAAGCGACUGUUCUCGAGCACUACCCAACCACUUCGACCCUUCCGGCCAGCUCCUCUACUCCCUUGCACGAGACAAUGGCUUUCCCCACGACUGUCACUUACUUCUCAAAUUGCGUCCUUCUCCUCGACUGCUCAGAGGAAGAUUCUACCACCAGGUCCGCAAGUCAUCCAAGGAGGAGUCAACGACCCUGCGCCCGUGCCGAAGCCUGAUCCCCUCCAUGGAAGCUAUCACUGGACAUUUGAACGAAUCUUGUCGGUGGCAUUGGUUCCCUUGACCAUUACUCCUUUCGCCGCCGGCUCCGUCAGUCCGAUGCUGGAUGCUGCCUUGAUCUUUGGCAUUUUGAUCCACUCACACGCAGGUUUCCAGUCAAUCAUCAUCGAUUAUAUCCCUAUUAAUCGUCACCCGACCGCGCGGCGAGCCUUCAUGUGGCUGUUGAACCUAGCCACCCUCGUUGUGGCUGUUGGUUUCUACGAGUUCGAAACCAAUGACGUUGGUGUGGUUGAGGCAAUGAAAAGAAUAUGGCAUGCGGGUGAGAAUGAUGCUACAAUUGGCAAGGCUGACGUUUCGAACUUGGGUCAUGAUGGGAAGCUCAAGCACCUGAAAUAA